AACCGGAAACGCGAUUUCACCGGAUGUUUAUCUUAGAGUUAACAUGGAGUUCUCCACGUACAACUAUUCCAUUUCUUUUUAUGUACAAACAACACUUAUUGUUUUGGCAACACUCACAUUAAAGUUAAGUGUUUCGCUAUGGGGACACUCCGGUCAAGGUAAGCCACCUAUGUUUGGUGAUUUUGAAGCUCAAAGACAUUGGAUGGAAAUAACAGUCAAUCUACCAGCUGAAGACUGGUAUAAGGACACAAAAGAUAAUGAUCUACAGUAUUGGGGCCUUGAUUAUCCCCCACUCACAGCUUAUCAUAUGAUGAUCAAUGGAAAAAUAGCUAGAUACAUUAAUCCUGAUUUUGUGAAAUUAGGUUCAAAAGGGAUGGAAGAUCCACCUGUGAAAAUUUUUAUGCGUAUGACUGUUCUUGCAAUGGACUUAUUACUUUUCCUGCCUACUGCAAUAGCUUUUUUCAUGUAUUCACAAUCAAAAAAAAUUAAGGAAAAAGAUAUAUUAAUACAAAUCACAAUGCUUGUUGGAUAUCCUGGACUAAUUCUUAUUGACAACGGUCAUUUUCAAUAUAACAAUGUCAGCCUCAGCCUUUUUAUUCUUGCUACUUUGGCUUUCACCAAAAAAGAAGACAUACUGGGAAGUUUACUGUUCUGUUUGGCUCUCAACUACAAACAAAUGGAACUGUAUCAUGCCUUGCCUUUCUUUGCAUAUUUGUUUGGAGCAUUGAUACAACAAAAAAUAUCUCAAGGGAUAACCAAGUUUAUCUCAUUAUCAUCUGUGGUAGCUCUGACAUUUUUAGCUUUAUGGCUGCCCUUCAUUUCAAGCGCUGACUCAAUUUUGUCUGUCAUUCAUAGGCUGUUUCCUGUCAAAAGAGGCUUAUAUGAGGAUAAAGUUGCUAAUGUUUGGUGUGCUGCUUCAAUAAUAAUAAAAUUCAAGGAAAUAUUCUCCCAGUCAGAUAUGGCUAUCAUCUGCCUUGUGACUACAACAAUCUGUUUGCUGCCCUCGUUUCUUCAUCUCAUUCAAAACCCAACCAUUCAACAUUUGCAUUAUGCCCUAAUAAAUGCUGCUUUGGUUUUUUUCCUCUUCUCUUUUCAUGUUCAUGAGAAGACAAUCUUAUUAGCAGUAAUUCCUGCUAUCUUAGUUUUGAAGUCUGACCCAUUGAUUGUUGUGUGGUUCAUGCUUAUUUCAGUAUUUAGUAUGCUUCCAUUACUUAUAAAAGAUGGACUUCUUCUACCUACUGUGGCUACUGUUGGUUUAUUCUGGAUAAUAAGUACUCAUUAUGUAAAGCCUACUAAAAAUGUAUCCAGCCAGAUGAAACUAGCUUUUGAAUUGUCCUUGUUGGCUGCUUCUUGUAUUUCCUUAGCAACGAUUAUUAUUCCACCACCAGCUCGAUAUCCUGAUUUAUUCAGUUUGAUGAUAGCCAUUUUUUCCUGUUUACAUUUUAGUUUAUUUGCGCUAUUUUUUCACUUAAAGCAAUUUGAUAUUGACAUAUAUGAUUUCAAUGAUAGCAGAAAACUAUCAAAAGCAAAAACUGAUGAGGUGAGCUAUUCUCUACGUCACCGAAACACUGCUAAUGAUGUCAGAAAUAGACAAAGAAAUCAGAGACAUUAGUCGAAAUCCUUUGAUUUAUAUAUACCAGUAUAAGGACAUUAGCUUUUCAAGCUCAUAUUUUUAUUCUGGAAAAAGAGAAAUCUCUGUAAAGUGAUCCCUAUUACAUUAAGACCAUUGGAUGAUUUUAUAUGGUAAUUAAAACAUUAAAUAGAAGUACAAGUAUUAUGAUGGUUUAUAUUAAAAAAUUCAGUGUUAAAUGUUGUUCUAGCUUUUCAUAGUUGGGCAUAUCUUUUAUAAUUAAUAAAAAUAUAAUAGAUUUAUAGAUUUAAAGUAAUAUAUUUGUAAAUUAUAGACAAAUAAUUUAGUAAAUAUAGGCAAGCAAUGACACUUUUUAUAAUAUCUUUUUUUUUUUUUUUUUUUUUUUUUUUUUUUUUUUUUUAGUGGUAAAAUAAAGAUCUGGCCAAUUGAAUAAAAAAGAUCAAAUGAGUUGGCUCUUAUCUUUUUGGAGACUUAAUAAUAACUAUAUACUUUGGUAUGGGAGGAGUAACUAAGUUUGCCAAUUUAGCAAUAUUGCUAAGCUAUAAUAUGCUAGCAUUGUUUUAAUAAUAAUUUGCUUUGCAAUGGUACAUUGCAAAUAGCAAUAAGAGCAAACAAUUUAUACAAUAGCACACAAAAUAUUCAAAUUUGUAAGUCAGGAGAAUGAAUGACCUUUAGGCAGAUCGAUGGGCCGCUAUGACACUAAUAAUCACUUGUAAAGUUGCCCAGCCUCUUAAGUCAUAUAUGUCACUUUUGGGAAAAUGUUUAUGGUAUUGCUUUCAGCUUACAAACUGAAGAUUACAAGUUUCCUAUUAUGAAGAUUUAAUCUUACACAAUCGUUAAUCUUCUCAAUUUUCAAUGACAUUUUUUAAAAUCUAAUAUCUUUUUUUUUUAGUGUAGAUAUUUAUCUUGAUGUCUUUAUUUAUUCUGAGAAAUGUUCAGAGUGUCGAAAAAACUUAAUGUAUAUGUAUUUGUAUGAUAGUCAUAAAUCUUUUUUUUCACUGACAUUUUUUUUUCACUGUUUUAAAACAAGCUAAUCAUUUCAAUGACAUUUCAGUAAUUUAACUUUAUAAUGUGUACAAAAAUAAGAUAAUUUUGUUAAACAGUAAGUGAAAUCACAUUUUAUAUUAGCUAUUUAUUGCUUAAUGGGUAAUAUUAAGAAAGUGUCUAUGAUAGUGUUAUGGGUUUCAAUAUUUAUUGUAUAAGCUGACAUUUCAUUGCCUUUUAUAUAGAUAGAAGCAAAAGAAAUUUAAGUUCAAAUUUUAUCUUUUUAUUUUUCUAUUGACAUCACAAAAUCUGUUUUCAGUUAAAGUUGUUUUUAAAUUUUCAAAAUGAACUUAGCCAUUUUAAUAUGGAUGUUUGGAAACCAGCUCAUGUGGUAUUAUGCACCCUGGACUGUUGCCUUGAAGGUACUGGAUUUGAACCCUGCUCGUCACUAUCCCCAGCCAUCCUGUGAGGUUUGGGCUAGAUGUAAUUAUCUGUAUUUCUAAAGGGAUGUCUGAAAACUUACAAAUCUAGAUCUAAAGAAAUCUAGUAAAAAUAGCAAUGUUUGUCAUUCUGAAAAUUAAGGAUGAGUUCUGUGUUUAACAGGACUAUGCAAACCCAGUUGCAAUUUCCAUAUUUUUUCAUCUGUUGAAGUCAUUGUCCGCCAGGGGUCCAUUUAAGUCAAAUAUAAUACACAUUAUACAUUUUUUUUUAAUUUUUACCUCUAAGAAUUUUUAAAUGGUUUAUUGAACCAUAGCAGAUUCUUCCAACUGAAACUAAUAUAAUUUACAUUGAUAUACUAUGUGAGCUUUAAGAAGCCAUAUAUCUUUGUAAGUAAAAAUUCUAAAAAUGUAAGAAGUUAUACAUAGUUUAGCUUAACAAAAUCAAACUUAAAUAUGAAGUUUAAACAAAAUAUUUUUUUUUUCAAUUUUCAUAGGUAUAUUUGUACACAUACAGAAACUAAGUAAAAACAACUGGGCACUCUAUUGUGUCAAUCCUGUUUCUUUUUUUUUUUUUAAAUGUUGUUAAUUACAUGUAAUUCUAAUUUGAUUUCAAAGUUGAUUUAAUUUGAAUACAUUUUGAGAACAUUUUUUGAAAUCAAAUGUUUGCAAUUUACUUAUUAAUUGCAGUAGCUUUUAAGACUCUGUUGGAACUUAGUGUUUAGUCUAUUUAAAUUUGUCUUUAUUUUUCCACAUUACUAUAUAUCCAUUCCACAGACAUCAGAGUAGAAAUAACUUAAAGUAUAGACAGUUCAGAAAUAGGCAAACAAAUCAUCAUACAGACAAUGGAAGUGACAAAAUAGUGUAACUAAUAUUUAAACUUUCAUUAGGUUCAGAAUAUUUUUUGUUCUCAGUUUCCUCAUUAUAAUUCUAGUUGCAUCCAAUGCAGUAAAACAAAAUAAUGUCAUUUACACCCAUAAUCAUGUUUUAAUUUCUCAUGGACCAUAACUUACUUAAUUGUUUUGACUCCCAGUCAAGCAUAGGAAUGCAAGAGCAGUUUGUCCUUAUACUUUGUCCUUCUUGCCAUCUUUGCUUCUUGUUUUAUCUAUCAAUCAAUAUUUUUUUGGUCUCCACCCUUUCUCUUCUCCUGUGGGUUCCAGUCCAAAGCCUGUUUUGCAAUAUUUUCUGCUCGGCACAUUGAAUGUCCAAUCCAGCCCAUUUUUGAUUUCUUGCUCUAUAGGAGUUUGCUGGUUUGUUUCUCACAAAAAGUAGUUACAGAUUUUGUUCCGCCAUCCAAUACCUAGUGUAUGUUGGUAAAUGUCUGGAGCUUGUCUGUAAUGCUAUUUGUUACUCUCCAAGUCUCUGAAUCAUAUAAAAUAACUGAUUUUACAUUUAUAUUGAAAAUUCUGAUUUUAUUGAGUAGGAACAGUGCUUUUGACUGCAAGAUUGGCUGUAGGAUAUUAUAACAAAUUAAUGAAAUUGGAAUUUCUAGCUAAGUUUCCUUUUUAUGUAAGCUUGUGUAUGUGACUGAUGCAUAAACCAACUAUUGUGUUAUAAUAUUGUGUACUUACACCAAGUAGUUUGUCAUGAAUCUAGUGUACAUAGAAGUAUUCAAUUGUUUUUUCAUUAGAAAACUAGACAAUAUGUCUUAUAAUUUAUUAUAGACCAUUCAACACUCUAAUGUUUCCUUACCAUAAGUGCCAGGUCAGAUAUUUGGCUUUAAAUAUAUUUGGGCAGUUGUUAUUGAGAAUGAAUUCAAUGGUAGAAUGUUUAAUUAUAAUAAUUGUCAUUGUUUUAAUAAAUAUCUCACAGUACAUUUUUUGUUACUUAUAAAAGUUUAAGUUUGUCAUCCUAUUGAAAACAAAUAGACUACUUGCAAAUUUAGAUUACAUUGAAAAUAAUAUGUUUUAUAUUUAAAUAGUAGCAUAUAUUUUGUCUCUUCACAUGUACAUUUGUAAGAUACUAUUUACUCAUAUCAAACUUCUUGUAUGUAUUGUUUUUUUAUUUUUCAAUAAUUUGCUUUGUCAACACAAUUUUCAAUGUAUCUACUAGUUGUCAAUGUGCUGUAUUGAUAUUUAUUUUUUUAAAAUAUGAUAAAUCCAUGAGGCACUCAUAAUAAAUCUUCAUUUUCAUGUGAAAGUUA
Messenger RNA from Biomphalaria glabrata, 5155 nucleotides. RefSeq names its product probable dolichyl pyrophosphate Man9GlcNAc2 alpha-1,3-glucosyltransferase. The record is from RefSeq and is a predicted model, not a curated record. The coding region runs from base 44 to 1612 and encodes 522 amino acids. Gene Ontology annotation, biological process: protein N-linked glycosylation. The transcript has 14 exons. NCBI's taxonomy places the organism in Eukaryota, Metazoa, Mollusca, Gastropoda, Planorbidae. Gene Ontology annotation, molecular function: dolichyl pyrophosphate Man9GlcNAc2 alpha-1,3-glucosyltransferase activity. Gene Ontology annotation, cellular component: endoplasmic reticulum membrane.